AAACUACUUGGACUGUAUUUAAUAAAAUACUAUGUAGUAUUGAAACAAUCACCCCUGGUUGUUCGCAAUGUCAUUCGUACAAAUUUUAUCUUGCUAUAUAUCAUAUAAUUCGGGGUAUUGAAAUGGAUUCCACUUUAAUGGACUAUAUUGAUAAAAGUAUGGAUAUGCACCGUUUAAAAAUUAAUUUAGUCAGUCUAAAUACCGAAGAACAGAGAUGUGUCUAUGAAUAUUUAUUUGAUUAUUACUUUAAAAAAUUCAAAUGUUCUAUUAAAUGGGAUGGUGAUGAAACAUCAGAAACCAGAAAUGAAUAUGCGCUUCUCUUGAAGAAUCUUCUUCAAUGUUUCGAGAAAACAAAAGAAAAUCUACCAAAGGAAGCUCUUACGUUUAUGAACUCUACAUACUGUCAUUUUUUGUGCGACGAUUUUUUGAAAGAUAAAAAAGAUGAAGAAAAGAAAUCUGAAAAAGAUACAGAGUCUCCAUAUCGUUUAGAGACAUUAUCAGACAAUUGUCUAUUGCGAUUAUUGAAAAAAGAUGAAGGAAUCACAACAAUUGUUGAUUUGCGACCCGAAAUAUAUUCUUGUAUUGAAAAAAGGACUUUCAAUAUAAGGAAGUUCCUAAAGAAGUUAAAGAUUUAUUAUUCCAAAGAUCUGCGCAAUAUAUUUCUAGAAUUUUUCGAAAGUUGUCUAGCUAACAUGCAGCAGCUAGCACGCAACGACGAUUAUGAUCUUGACGAUCGUAAACUUAUACAAAACUCAGUAUAUGCUAUAUUUAACAUUGGAAACGAAGAAAACAUGCUCAGAUUAUUAUUGGAAAAUAUUCCAAAAGAACCUAUGAUUGAUCACAGCACGAUUGAUAAAAAACUGUUAGCUAUUCAAGAAGCAAUAUGUCGUUACGCUUGCUACGCAAGAUUGCCCGUUCCCAUAUCGACUAUUCUUCCUUAUAUCAAAGGAGAUUAUGUCCAUUUUUGUUUACCAAUGUUUAACAGGUAUUUGGCUAAUUUACCAAUGCCUCUAUGUCACGAAUUCAUCGAAAGCAUUUUAGAUGCUCCAUUAUCCGUGCAAAAACAUGGUAUUCACUUAGCAUUCACAGCUUUUAGUGCGGAUAACCUAAAGAACCGUCUUCUUAACGUUUGGAAGAACACGAAGAACGUAUCUCUACGUAUGAUCAUUUACAAAUGUCUUUUUAAUAAAAUUAUUGAAUCUAAUGAAGAUACACAAAAUAAACUAUACGAUGUAAUACGAGAGUUAAAUUUAUCUCUUUAUGACGAAGAUCAACCACAAGUUUUUGAUCUCUUAGUGUCGUAUAAAAUGCCUGAAAGGUUCAAAGGUGAUUAUUUAGAAUCCGCGUGGAUAUCUGUUAAACAACUACCAAACAAAAAAAAGAAUAUGAAGAUCAAAAAUAAACUAUUAAGUGGCAUUGAGCAACAUAUGGAUUGCAUGAAUCGGGAGUUUGUUUUAAAAGAAAUUGAAGAUCACAUAAAAAUAAUGCUAUUGGAAAAGGGAAUCGAAAAAAAAUAUACAGAUCUCGAAAAUUCGUGUAACAAGUGUCUUUGGAAUGUAGCUGCAAGAUACAUUGUUGCCAGUAAAAAUGAUGUUGACAGUUUAAAAUCACUACAUUUGCUAGAAAUUAUUUUACGAGAAUCCUAUAAACAGUGGAGUUUAGUUUCUAAUAAUCCUUAUGAUAUUAUUAAAAACUCAUUUAAUAUCAUAGGCAAAGUGAGAGAUAGAUCAGAGCUUAGUGAAUAUAAAUUUAGUAAAUACAAUGUAACAAUAUUCGAAACGAUUUUGAGUUGUGUUCUUGACCUCACUUCUGAAAGGGAAAUUUAUAUGACAAUUAUGGAGUUAAGGAUUUUGAUUAUAAGUAAAAAAGUGCUAACUCAGGAAAGUGAAGACCCAGACUUGAAUCGUGUAUCUAAAUAUGUAACGAAGGAGCUAGUUCUCUUGAUGAAUGACCUGAAAAACAAUAACAAUUGUUUUGCUAUUUUUUACAAUAGCAUUGUGGGAGUUGUUACGCAAAUUUUUGAUAAAAUGUCUUCUUUGCUAAGAAUCAAUGGAUAUUUAUUAUUAGCUUAUGUUUCUAAUGAGUUACUCAUGAUGGGAGGAACCGAUAACACGCUCUUAGCUCUCUCUUUAAUGCCUGUGAAAAUAUAUACUACUAUUGAUAAUGAACGGGCAGAGUUCAAGAAACUUUGCUUAGAUUUCACAAAGAAGGUGAAAGAUAUACAUCUUUUAGAAAUUCAAAGUUUUUAUUACGACAAAUUUGUUUUUAAUGAUUUUGAAAAAAUAUUUGCAUGAGAAUUUGUUCAUCUACAUUUUUGCCCCUUUUAAUCAAUAAAUUAUUUUUCAAUUCAAAGCGUUUUCAUCAUAGCUAUAUAGGUUAUCAUCACCUUCAAUUGUAAAGCCCCUUACGGCCCUUCGCCAAGGGGAAAGGGGCUCAUGUAAAUUUCGCCUAUUGUUUCAAGGUCCUUGAGAACUCUAUCGCAAAAAUCUAUCGGGUUAGUUAUCGCAGUCUCGAUCUAUCGGGUUUUCUCUUGAGAGGUUUUUUAGGUUGAGAGAUCAGAUGUGUUACCAAAGCCUGUUCUAUUUUAAGCAUUGGACGGUGUUAUAAAGUUCUUUAAUAAAGCGAAUACGCCAAAGACCGUCAUCGCAAACAGCGUCACUGAAGGUCAGCGAUACUGAAAACUUUUGAAACUUUUGUUUCUAGAUAUUGUAGUACCUACGUAUUAUUUAUUACUGCGCAGGUAAAAAUGUGAAAAUAUCUUGUAGCGUAUCAUAGAUACGCACUAA
Molecule: messenger RNA, 2786 nt
Organism: Pieris rapae (cabbage white)
Lineage: Eukaryota; Metazoa; Arthropoda; Insecta; Lepidoptera; Pieridae
Exons: 1
Coding region: 123-2294 (723 amino acids)
Source: RefSeq, a predicted model, not a curated record